CACCAGUCUGUUCUUCCUUUUCUUUUUUAUGAGGGUCGUAAAACUUGAAGGUUUCAUGAAGGAGGGAUUUUCACCCAGAUUCUUUUUUAAUCACUGGAUUUAGAGUCUGAGCCCCAACUUUUGACUCAUGUCUGUGAUCCUGUGUCCUGGGAAAUAUGAGAGAGGAAUAAAAAGACAGCUUGAAGACCUCUGCCAAAUGUCCUCCAUCUGUCAUCGUGAUAAAGAACUGGUUUCCUCUCUGCUUGGUUUCUCCACCUCUGACUGGGUAUCAAAGACGCCGCUCUUCUCUUUGUCCUCAGUUCACUUCUCUCUGGUCCUGACACAAACACUCGAGUCCUUCAAGUCAAAGCCUGCAGAGAAACAGAAACCAGUCAGAUGUUUGCGUGACAGAGAGAAACAUGCCUGUCAGGUCAUGUGAUCACAGGUGAGUAGCUCUCUCCUGACAGACAGGUCUCUGGUUGUUUAUCUGUUUAUUUGCGGACGAUCAGAAACCAAAACCUGCAGGAUUAAGACAGUGUCGGAAAAUCUGUGUUUGUGUUUGUGAGGGUGUGGAUAUGGGUGAAGCAGAGUUCCUUCUGAGAGAGUCACCCAGAUAUUACUGUCAAUUACGUCCAUAACCUCCUUCUUUUGAGUCACAACACACUGGGGUGUUUUUCCAGGCACGCAAACACACCAAAGAUCAGGACCAGUUUUUCUACAGAGCCGUCUUCAUGACUAAAACGCUGUAAUGAGAAGUUUUUAUGUAUAAUGUUGCUGUAUUUUCAUCAUCUCUUUAAAUUAUUCAUCAGUGUUUCUGGACUCAGGAAAUCUCCACCUGCACAUGUCCUUAUAUGGUGUUCAUGGGCGGAGUUUUAUGCUGAUUGGUGGCUUAUGAGAGUAUGCUGUCACUGUAUAUCGGCAUUCGUAAACUUUAACCAACUUACACGAUCAAAUCAGGGUUUUAUACGGCGUUAAUGAGUCUUGAGUGUUUUUUAGGUGCCAGAGACGUUUUUGCACAUAAAUUGGAAACAUUUUGUGAAUGAGGAAAACCAGCGUUAGCAACAGAACGGCCUCAUGUGUUAUUUAUUAUCCACAACUUAACUUUAGCUCAUAAAUUGGUGUUUGAAUAUUGGUUUAAGUGUACUAAAAUACCCAGGAAUGGCAGAUUGUACACAAAGAAAUGCAUUAUCGUCUCUUUACAUGAAGGAACUGCUCACAGCUGCAGGAAAUUAAAGUGAACUGAGGACUUUCCACGACAGGAAGAUCCAGGAAACCAGAAAUAAGAAGCUUCUUAGUAUUCAGGCGGAAACGUCUCUCUGUUCCUAUUAGGAGGAAGUAAAAAGAAAAGCAUGUUUUGUAUUAUUUCCAUGACUAAGAGUUCGAAUAAAAGAAGUAAUUACUCACACAAAUUUAAAAAUAGAGCUGCAGGUUUUACAGAAACAGCAGAGAGGUCACAGAACAAGUAUCAUUAAAAAAUGACCCCGAAGAAAUCAAAGUAUUUAGGUCAAAAUUAGCUGAACUCAUAAAAAUGGGUUGAAUGGAUAAUUUUACAUGAAGUUUAGUUUCAAAGCACAAAACCGUUCCAGGCAGUACUUCAGUAUAUAGAGAUAUAACCUUCAUUCGGUCAAAAAACAGACAAAAUCUGACUCUUUAUAUCCACAGGGCUCAGGACUUAAAGGUGGGGUAGUCAGGAUCUGAGGAAGUGCCAGUUUUGGGGAGAAAUCAUGAAUGUAAACUCUACUCCUCCCAACCAGUUUUCCCCUCAGCUCCUCCUCUCCCCUCCCUCUCUGCUCCAGCAAGCCCCGCCCACAAACAGACGCUUCUGCUCGCUCGUAUCGUUUCAAUUAAAUUCAGAUAUAAUGCAGAUAAAUACUUCAGAUCAUUACAAAUGGGGCCCAGUCAAGGUGAAAGUAAACAGCACUGGUGCUACUGUAGAUGCCAACAGACGACCAGCAAACACAAUGUUUGCAGGACUUCUACAACUAGGAUAAAGUGACAUAGUCCAGGACCCGAGGUCAACAGAUUAGCGAUGGCGCUACAACACGCUACAGCAGGUCCGUUUGACAAGAAACACUUCUGUUACAGACACUUGUCUUACUUUGUUAAAGCGGUUUACCUGUCCAGCAGAAAGGUUACAGGGUCCAGGAGAUCCCAAAGCGUCCCCCAUCGUUUAUGUUGACCCGGUUUCUUAGCUCUUGUCCGGUCUACCUCUUUUUUAAGCGCCCGUUAUUCCUCCAGAGUCUCCGGUAUUUACUUCGUUUUUGUCCCUGUGUUGGCAGUCGUGGCCAAAGGAGGAUUCAGACAAUUUUCCGAACUUUCUGGUUGGUUUCUACUGUCCGAUAUUGUAGCACGCUAACUUUGUUUGAGCUCCUGAAUGACACAGAAGAGCAGCGUCUGCCUCACAACCAAUCAGGUUGGGGGAGGCGGAGAACGGUUUUGUUUACAGUCAGAAAGAGCGGGCCGCUCAAAUAAUUUAAAAUGUUGACUACACAGACAUAACAAAACAGCAAUAUUGUGAUAUUCCCAAACGUCAUCAAUAACUAAAAGCUAUUGACUAAUAUUGAACGUUUUUUUGUAUUUACACCACAAAAAAGAUGCUUCUUUAACGGAUUCCUGGCUACCCCACCUCUAAGGAGAAGUCAUUUACUCUAGAUCUGUAAUCUGCAGAAAACUUGCACAUUAUUUCUUCAACAGUGAGGCGUGAGGGUGGAUUUAUUCUCCUUAAAGAAAGAAGGAGGAGUAAACACCGGGAACAUGCACUUCUGGAAACAAGACAAGAACAAGGAGAGUUUCAGCAGCUGAUAAAGAAGGUGUGAGCUCAUCCUGAUCGCUUACAGGUGGAUUUGAGGGUCAGGGGUAAAGUUUGAUUCACUUCGAGCAAAAUUAGACUCCCACAUUCAAAACAAGUCCAUCAGUAUCCGCUGUGUGGUUUGGAUUUCAAAGCUGUAUCAGUAUCAGGAACGUUUAAACAUGCUUGUAACAAUCUUUUCAGAGUUUAUGGAUGCCUGUUAUUUCACCUCGGCCUCUGCAACGAACCAAACUGGGAAAAAAUUUCUAUGCAUUACACAAACCAAACCAAAAGGAGGUCCUGGCCCUUAAAGUUCAGCCCUGAAGGUUCUUCUCCCGGCCCUGAUUGUCACGGUCCUCCAAAGCACAAAAUACCGUUUCUCUUCUACGCCACAUGGAGGAAAUAAAAGAGGUAAUUUUGGAUCAAACAAUUUGUUUCAGAUGCAGAGAAAACAGCUGAUUUAACCUCACAGCAUUUUUGUUACAAAGUCUUAACUUUGCUCAGAGAGUACCAGAAAUAAAAUCUUCAUGGUGUGAAAAGCAGAAAGACGUUUUCACUGAACUUAAUAAACUAUAUAUUUAGUGGAGACAGGUUAAGGGUCCAUAACUCAUAUUUGCCCGCAGGCCCCAUUUCAGCAAAAUCCAUCCCUGCCCGUGGGCCUCAUUUACAGAUAUUCAGACCCAGAAGGGAAUUUGCAAAAACAUAAGUCUUCUCUCUGCUCAGACGGAUCAAAAUCAACACCAGGUUUGACUGUAAGACUGGUGAGAAGAUAAAAACAGCGAUGAGACACCUUCUGCUGCGGCGUGAACAUAUAUUUAGUCCAUGUAUGAGUGUGUGUGACCCCACAGAGGCCUGACACUUCCUCUCCUGGCCCCUGGUGCUGCUCGUUAAUCACAGGGUGCCAAGAUGAUCAUUUCUAAGAAAAACAGAGGCGCCAGGAGCGAAAACAAACCGGUGAGAACGUGAAAGGAAAGCCGGGGCGGCGGGGAAUUCAUGAGGGAGAAUGUUAUCGCUGCGACUAAAGGUCAUAUUGUUCACUUCUUCCUGACAGGCACAGAGAGAGAGAAAAGGGAGUGUGAGGCAAUUUGGGAAGAGUGAAGGGAAAGAAGGGAGGGUGAGACUGCAAAAUGGCAAAAAAAGAGAGGGAGAGGGAGGACAGAGAAAGAUUGGAGGGGAGGCAGACAAAACCACAGCGCGGGCCUCAGAGUGAACAAGGACAAACUCUGCACCAAACAGACACACAAACACUUCGGCAUGGACACACAACCACACACACCGAGGCUGCCGAGCCAAAAGUAUGUAAAAAAUCAGAGCCUCGAACUUAGAGACGCCAGAUUCAACAACAACCAGGCUCAUUAUUGUCCUCAAUUUAGGGAUGAGAAUAAAACCAGGGCAGAGCUGCAGUUCCUCUUAAGGCCACUUGGGGCUGCCUCCAUCAGUGAGCCAACCCUCAAAGAGUCCUACAGAAAAAUGUUUACAGCUGAAUUAAAAUGUUUGUGGUCUUUAAUUUCUGUUUUUAUAACUGUUCUAGGAUUGAUGACUCAAUUAAUAAAAUCCGUACAUUAAUAAAUAUAGAGCUAAAAUCUUCAAAAUCUAUGAAUAUCUUGUUUUAGCGCUAAGAAUGACUUGAUUUUUGGACCAAUGUUUGUCCGCCUCCACGACAGACGGUGUAAACACGCCGCCUAUUUAGUUUGUUACUACUUUGCUGUCCCCCAGGUGGCGAAUUAUGACACUAACCAAAACAAUGGACGAACGUGUUAGCAAGACGCUAACCCCCAAUUACCACCACAUCUGGAACAGCUACAAAAAGGCUGUAUCCGACGAUUGUAGCUUAUUGUAACCAUUCAUGUCAAUGUUUUAAUUUCCGUUCCACCGAACUCCGCAGCUGAUCGCAAGAGUUCUAUUUUUCCGGGCGCCGGAGCAUGCCGGAUAAAUUCAGCACAGAUUAACCUGUGCUGGAAAGAAAGUCGGGCACAGACACAAAAUAAAACACUCCAUGUUUCAGGUGGAUCAUCUUUCACACCAUGCAAAUGGGUGGGGACGAACAAGUGAAAGGUCUAUAGACGUCAUUUCACCCCGAAGUCUAGAAGUAGAUUUCCUCCUCUGGAAGGACACAAUCUACUGCUUAUAUGGUUAGCCUAUGUAGCUAAAGACAACUUGUUAUUGUGCGAUUAUUGCGCAAAAUCCCAUGAAUGAAAUCCUGGGUAAUGCAUUGCAUGUCAAUGGAUUAAAACAGACAACUUCCCAGCUCUUCACGAUAUGAUUUAAUGGUGCAUCUGUUUUUGCCCUUUCUAAUUCUGUCUAAGUUUUGUUCCUUUUAACGCAUUUAUGUCAUUCAACUUCACGUUAAAGCCCUUCGUGAAAACUCUUGAGCAUGUGCAGAACACAUAAUCCAAAUUUAAGUCCUACUGAGGCAAAUAAAUGGAGAGGAAAUUAAACCCAAAUGUCCUAUCGGUGUUUAAGUCAGACUUUUAGGAAUUUAAUUUUGUGCCAUUUCAGUUAAACUAACGUGUUUACGUACAUUUUUACAGUCUAGUUUCAGUCAGACUGAUGGGAUAGAUCAUUUGUGAAUGUACUGGAUGUCUUUGCCAUAUUCCCAUGUGUAAAUGAGGGUGUUGUUUUCCUAUAAAAUGUGUUAAUUUGCAUGUGCUCAUAACUUUGUAUAGUAGAGAGUGCUGCCAAAAAAAGAACAUCUAGACUUCUCAAACUGGUCUCCUUCGGUCCAAAAUUUCAAACUUGAGGCCACCAUCACCAACCAGCUAACCAACAGCCCCGUCUUCGUUGUGUCGUCAUCUCUUGGUUCAGUUUUCAGUCUUGCGCUCUGCUGUAAGCGCCUCCAUCCUCCUGAUUUGAAUCAGAUGUAGACUCUGGCUGCAGAGAUCUGCUCCCAUUCAGAUGCGAAGGCUUCGGUGAGGUCCAGCGCUGAUGCUGGAUGAUUAAGUGCUGUUCACAGUCUUGUUUUGGACAGGAUUGUGGUACAGGCUCACUAAAGCUCCUCCGUGGUAAAAAUUUUAAAACCGUUUAGUCAUGCUGCGACAAAGAGAGCAAAACACAAACUGAUUUCAAAGUCGAUCAUCAUUACAUAAUGUAGGACGAGGCGUAGCCCCCCAUUACUGUCCAGUCCCAUGAUUCAAUAUUGUUUUACAUAUUCUGCGUCUUCUUUUCUGGCGGAGAGCAGCAGGCGCCUUUGGCACGGCACUCUCACUCAUCUGGAAGUUUCAGCAGAAAACAUUUAUGCAGCUUUCCAGAACCCUGAAGCCGAGUUUUUAUGAACUAGAUGACAUCUGCAAUACCAUCAAAGUUUGUUUUACUGGAAAAACACUCCUAUAAAUCCAACAUGAAAGGCAUUACCAACACGAUCUGUGUUUAACAGCCAAAACCCACAGGUGGUAAGUGAGAACCUUAGACCAGAUUAUAUAAAAGUGUAACAAAUCCCACAAAUCCAGAGUGUGCUGAGGAUCAUUUCCUCUUAAGACCAAAAGUCUGUGUUACAAUCAGUUUUUAAACUUUUAAGUGUAAUUUUUAAGACGCUUCAGACCAACAGGCUUCUCAAUCAUGAACAAAACUCAAUACAAUCCUUUAUGCAUGAUUAUAAAUUACUCAGGGCUUGACUUAUUUGUCUGACAGGAGGCACUAUGAAGACCCUCCAAAGACUGAGGAGUUUCUAACUCUGAGUAUCUGCUAAUUUGACAGAGAGAUGGAGCUCAGGUCACAGUCGAGCCAUCCCAGAGAGAAAAACUUCAGCAACAGGCUGUUUCUGUGCACAUAUGUAAAUCAGUCCGACAACUCCACAUCCAUCAGUUCAGCUAAGCGUACAAUGGCGCUGACCCGCUGCUUGAACCUGUUCAUCAAAACUUGUGCUGAUAGUAUCCUGCUGCUUCCUUUAAAUUUAUGAUUGCAGGAGCCAAAUUACUUCCUGCGUCUCAUCCUUAAGUGUUCGAGUGUUACGAGACCGACACACAUGCAUAAGAGCCUCCACUCAUCAACCACUAUGACACCAAGGACAUCAUGCUGUGAGAAACCUGAUGGAUGAUCUUAAACCAACCAUAAACCACUUUGUGAAUGAUGCUCUGUGAAAGAAUAAGAGCUUAGUGGAAACUUAGAAAGAUCCCAAAACAGCGAUUAAAACUUGAUGAGGAGGAAAAGCCUGAAAAUGAGGUGAUACUUGCAUUUGUGAGCAGUAACUUGUUUCCCAAAACACCAUUUUGACUCAAUACACUAUAUAUUUACACACAAUAUCCCAACAUAUAAAAGCUGUCCCGAGAGUUCACGCUGGUAUAUCGGUCACAACGGUGUACAGCCAUUAUGUGCAAACCCACCCCCAUGUAAACACGGCGCAGCUUCUGUUUGAAAACCCUGAUGUUCGCUAAGCGCCGCUUUUGUACCAGUCUGUGAACACGUUCUAAUAUGCUUUAAAAACAUCUGUUGUUAUAUGGGCUCUAAUGGGCUAUCUUUGCUGUUUGAGUCAGGCCCCAAGUGGCCACUAAAGGAACUGCAUAUUUUGCACUCUUGCAGGUUGCAGGAUGGGACAUAAUGUUUUCCAUCCUGCAAACAGCAUCCAAUUCAGAGAGCUCAGAGGAAUAGUUUGUUAUUAACUAUCUUGACGACAAAAUUUUGACCGUGUAGCAAAGAAGAGGGGAAAAAAAGCACUAUUAGACCUUAACAUAAAUAAACACACACUCUUACAAAAACACUUGACUGCAAGCACAUCAGACAAGGGAAAACACACACAUGCAGGUUUUAGUAACUGUAUCUGGAGGGGGUCCCUCUCGCUUACUCCCUCUCUGUCAGAAGUGGUUACCCCCUUGAUCGCCCGCUUCUCUUCUUACCCCGAUUCCUGAAAUGAAAUGAAGCAGUAAGCGAGUAGCCUCAACCAAAACACCUCCACACACACACAUGAGAAUGAGGGGGGCCUUCAUAUCAACAGACGAUAACCUAUCACACACUCACACACACAUAUCAACUGACAAAAAACAAGCAGGAGCCAAAAACAGUUUGGAUAUUUGGAAAGUCCCCAAAAUGUUCCUUCUUUCCUUCUUUCCUUAUUUGUCAGGUCUUUGUUUUUUUGAUUUUCCAUUGGCCGGUUCAGUUGUCCCGCCUCCCCCUUCCUGAGGUGUUUGUGUGUGACAUAUUUUGAUGAUAAAGCUCAGCUCUGGGUCCUCUUUCUAAUGGGAGCGAUAAAACUAAUACAAGCCUUGUGUGUGUUGGCGGUGUGUUUACUUUGGCAGCGUCUCUGCUGAGUUGUAGAGGACAGAGAGAUUUAAAUCAUGUUAUUUUUCACUUCUAAUUCUAAUAGGCAAUGGGUCUGUUUUUGUUAAUAAUGUUUUAUUUCCACACACAUUAAAUUAUGCGGACUGUUUACUGUUCACAUACAUACUCCAACCUUACAUAACCUCCCAAAAACCAAACAUUUAAUGGCUUACCUUGUAUGGACCUGAGUCCCCAUUAUUUCGCCCUUAAAAGCACAUUUGUGUUCGAGACAUGAUUAAUGCACAUAUAAAAACACACUCCUAUCUGUGCUAAGCUUGGUGAGCUUCAUAUUUAUUGCCUCAUUAGUUUCGGAGGUUUGGCAGAGUUGGCAUGGAGUGAAAUGACUCGAGCUCAGUCGAAGGUAGAAAAAUUAGACGUGAAAAAGUCAACCUCACAAACUGAUCAUUUAAUGAGGUUGUAAAUGCAGCAGGAAGUAAACAAUGAAAGAUAAGUGAAAAAUAGUCCAUUAAAAUAAUAAAAGUACUUAUGAUUCAUGUCUCAUUGCAUGUCUUAAAAAAUACAAAAUUACUGAUCCAAGUUUAGUGUCUGUAAGCAAUUAGCAGAAAUACACGAACAUGAGACAAUAUCGUCAUCACUCUAUGUCGUAUAUUUUAAUGGACUGAACAUUUAUUCAAAGUUUAUUUUUAUUGGCACUGUAGACUUCAAAGUAAUCCAACAACUUGUCAGAAAUUUAUUUAGUAGGAUAAGCUCCUUAAGAGAAAUCCUCUUGUUUUCGAGGGGGUCCUAAACACUUGAUUAAGUGUCUGUUUUAAGGUGCCCUGCAGUUUCUGUUUUUUGCGCAUCUUUCUUUUUAAGAUAGUAUAAGAAACACUUCUGUUUUAGACACUUGGCUUACUUUGUUAAAGCGGUUUACCUGUCCAGCAGAAAGGUUACAGAGUCACCAAGAUCCCAAAGUGUCCCCCAUCACUGUUGACCCGGCUUUUUAGCUCUUGUCGGGUCUACCUGUUUUUUUAAGCGUCCGUUAUUCCGCCAGAGUCUCCGGUAUUUACUUUGUUUUCUUGCUUGUGUCGGCAGUCGUGGUCAAAGGAGGAUUCAGACAAUUUUCCGAACUUUCUGGUUGGUUUCUACUGUCCGAUAUUGUAGCAGGCUAACUUUGUUUGGGGAACAGCGACUGCCUCACAACCAAUCAGGUUGGAGGAGGUGGAGAAUGGCUUUGUUUACAGUCAGAAAGAGCGGGCCGUUCAAAAAUCUUAAAAUGUUGACUACACAGACAUAACAAAACACAGCGAUAUCGUUAUAUUACCAAAUGUCAUUAAUAACUAAUAGCUAUUGACUGAAAUUAAAGCUAAAAAAAGAUGCUUCUUUAACCGAUUCCUGCCUACCCCACCUUCAAAGGGUCUCCCUCUUGGUACCCUCAUAAGCGUCCCUAUUAUUCAGUCUCCAAACACGCUCUUUCUAACGUUCCCUUCCUCCCACUUCUGUUUCGAAGUGUCUGAGGUUUAUAAUUAGAGAAACCCUCAAACUUUGGGGUAGUGCUCAUGUCAGGCCACCAGCUUUGGUUCAUUACUGUCAUUUUUAGAGAUCUUUUAAGACUCAUGCUUCGAGGAAAUCAUUGAUAACUUGAUAAAUCUUCCACAGUACCCCUGGGAGUUUUGUUUUUGUUUGGAGGUACCCUUUUGUGACUGUUUCAAGUAAUUUUCUCACAUGAUUUUGAUAUUUAACAGCAAACUUUGUUACACAUGGUAAAGUUUAGGAAAGUAAUAACUCCAAACUGAUCUUUGUUUCCAUGUGAUUCAAACUCCGGCCUGAUGAAAGUCCUGCAUUUGACCCUUUUGUAAGUAUGUACUAAUGUGAGAUGAAAAGCAGACGAUUUUUAUCCUGAUUGUGUGGGUUUUGUUUAGAUUUAGUGUUCCUUUUGCAGAAGCACAGCAAAUGAAAAGAGCCUGGUAUAUGUGCAGCAUUUGGUAUAAAUAGAAAAGAGGUGAGGGAUAUAAUAAAACACAGACAGAUAGUUACAUGUGGCAUGAAAUUCACGGUUAAGAACUGACAGAGAGAAACAAAAGAGAGGCUGACAGACACAAAGAGCGUGGGGGAGGAAGAAUGAGGCAGUGGGGAGUGGAAGACAAAGUUUGGAAAGCGACUGAGUAGGGAGGGAGUCGACUUUGCGGGGGAGUCGGUCAGUUUUUCUCCUAGUAUCCCUGUCAGAAGUUGGCCCCCGUUCAGAAACACACUCAGAGUGUGUGUCUGAGCUUGUAUUAAUCACAACGUGGGACUACAAUCCAUUCACAUUCUGGGAUCCUUUCCUGACAAAGAGCUAGUCCACAGGAGAUUUAUUCGAGGGUUGGAGACGGGUUUCUCAGGUUCAGGUUUGGGGGAGUAACAUGACUCAAUGAAGAGUCCCGGCUGAGUGACACAACCAAGUCUGAGAGUGUGUUCUGUCUCUCUCCAGCUGGUACUAAAGAUGCUCUCAUGGCAGAUCAGGACCCUAACAUAGUCUCUGCGCUCUCCAUUGCGUUCAUACACACUCAUACAGUCGUACAGUGUGUUACCCCCAGCAGCCCCUGCAGGCGUGCAGCGUUGGAGAACACUGAAACCUAAGCAGAGAGCAUCUCCCAUGGGGGCGGCCAGGCGUAGGAGCCAGAUUGAGGCCAGAUGUUGCAGAUGCAGAAUGAGCACACAGGACCAGGAUCCAUUUAUAGGUUCAGCCGUCCUAAUGCACAGUUCUACACCGAUGGAAACCAAAGCUGUUCAGAGCGGCAACUUUGCUGCUUUACUGGUCUGUUUGUGUCAGACUAAACUGUCAUUUGGCUUUAGGAUGUGAUCUAAAACUGUUGUGCUGAUGGUGUUGAGGUCUCUCUGUGGAGCGGCAGCUAAAUCAGGACAAAUUAGGAGCACUCUGGGGGUAAAAAUGCCAUAAAUACUUGGACAUUUGUGCAAAAUAAAAAACAAUAUUAGAGAUAUCACAAUAGGAGUGCCACAAGGAUCUUUACUGGGGCUUAAAUCCUUUUCCGGAUCUAUGUAACACAUCAAAUAUUCUUAAGUACAAAGCUUUGGUUCACAUGACUAUAUAUGAAAUCUUACUUUCUCAAACUUCGGUAACCACUUUUGUGCAGCUUUACUAAACGAAAUAAACAAACAAAUAUAUGAAAAAUUCAUGAUACCACCGAGAAUCUUUACGGACUUUAAGUGCAAAAUACUUCUCAUUUUAACCCAAUGAAUGAAUGAGAAGUAAAUGCUAUUGGAUGCUUUAAAUUUCUACCUUUCUUGUAGGAGCUGUUUUGGUUUAUAUUGCAGACUGAGGACAUAAAUUAUGAGCGUUUCCAUUUAAACAUCCCCAUCCCUGACUGAUACAGUAUGACAGAGAGCCAAACUGCUGACUCUGCUGUUCCAAACAUGACGAGUCAGAGGGGUCGUUUCCUGGGAAAAACCCUGUGGCAAACAGAGGUGAUGUGUUAUUGUGUGUCUGGUUUGUCAUAAACAGAAGAAGACUCGGGGAGUAUAAAUUAAAGCUGAUACAGCAGCUAAACAGACAGAAACAAAAAUGAAACUAAGGAUCUGAAAUGAUAAUUUGCCCUUUAAACUCGAACUAAAGCCAAGUUUCGCUCUCUCGAUUAUAACAGUCAAAAUUUGAAACAACAGCGAGAAACCAAAGUCCUAAACUCACGAGUUUGUUGUUUUUUUUGGACGGUAUUAAUCCUCAUUUCAGUAGAAGCGACUUCAAGAGCCAAACAGUCAGAGGAACGAGUAAUGCCGGUUCCUAAAUGCCAUUCAAACUCGUUCGUUAUGUAAGGAGGUAGAUUACCGGAAAAAUUUGAUUGAAGAUGUUAGAUUCUGUCGUUCACUUCUGCUUCUGGGACAUAAGACAACAGUGAAGGAGGCUGCAGCUCCACCAGAUCCAAGACUGUUAUGACCAACACUAAGCAGAUAUUUUUCUACUUUGUUCAGCGGCCAGAGGUUAACUAUGGGGAAUUAAAGCAGAAAACAAAACUUCAGUAACUUUUGUUUAACUUCUCUUCUCUUUCCAGCCCACUUCAUCUGUCAGCUGGUGACACCAACUCUGAGUGAAAUAGAACAUCCUGUCUCUGUUAUAAAGCCUAAUAAAGACAAGAGAGCCAUCAGCUUCCAAACAUCUCAUCAUUCAAACAUCUUCUCCUCAGAUAUCUGCCAAGAGAGAUAAAAACAGACUUCAGCAACAGUAAAUAUGACUUAUGAACGCACAGGUUCUUGCAUUCUGUAUCUUUUGGACAUUUUCCUCACAUACCUCAGCGUGAUAGCUGUAUGGUAGAAGAUGGGAGCUGCUCUCUGGAUGUGAUUGCACUUUGUUUUUUUUUACCAUCUGAAAAUAUUUUGUUUCAACAGCCUGACUUUUUUUUCUGCUACAUGUGGUCUGAGUCAGCGAACAGGAGCAAACAAGAUCUUCAGUUCAAGGACAAAAUUCUCUGAGUUUCUGCUUGUUUUUGCACCUGAAUCAGUCUUCUGCUGUUCAGUGGGAGUUCGGAUUUCAGUUUUUCUCGAGGAGACCCUUAAAAAGUGAGUCCAAUCCAGAUUUGCCUCAUCAGGAGUUGUAUGAAUGUCAAACUAUAGCUGUUGUGCCACUCUGUGCAGGUUUUCCAGCCUCAUAUCUGAUCAUAUUGUGAUGUAAAACGUGUUUUUCUCACGGUAAAGCUCCGUGCAGAGAUCUCCGGCGCAGAUACCCUCGUUAACAAUAACCUAAAAGGCUAUCUGUGUUUUUGCAGCGCAGAAAUGAAACAAUCAUCUCUGCAGGAGAAAUUCAAAGAGGGAAAAAGCUCUUGUUCUGGAGGCCGGCCCCGCCUCCUCCGCCUCCUCCUGCCCGCACAGGACGGGGAGGGUAGAAGUGAAGGAGUCAGCUCUCUGCCAUUGUUCUUGGUCUGGAGGUCUGCAAACGGAGCAGGACGGGACGGCGCUGGUCGGGUACCGGACGGCGGGUCUGUCGUUAUGACGGGCUCCGGUCCGAAGCUCGGGGUGCUGCUGUUAGUGGCGGUCCUGCUGCAGACUGUGGUCGUCACCAUCACCGUGCUGCACUUCACCACGGCUCUCAACUCGGUAAGCAACAAGUAGAAAGUUUGGACUGGGGAGCUGGAGACGCGCGGGGGACUUUACGCAUCACCGCACGGUGCGUAACGCGAGACUGAACGCAGUUAUCAGCAAACUGAACUUUUGGUUAACUUUAGAGACUUGUCUUUAAGUUUUUAGAGACUUCUGUCGCUUAAAGUUUGUUCUGGGAACUUUCUGAACUCGAUUGGGUGUCCUCUGGUUCUGCUGCUGCGCUCCAUGGCACACGUCUAAUCUUGUCUUUUUCUGCACAGUGCACUGCAGGCAAGAGAAAAGUGAUUCUGCACAAUCCAGCUUCAUGCACUGACACACUUUCACAUGCUGGAAAAAAAAGAGGACAAGGAAGUAUUGGCCUCCUGUAACAGAGGUGGACUGCAGCUAUUUUUAUGAUUAGCUGUGAUUAUCAGGACCAGUUUUCACUGAGCUGCCUGAGUGUGUGUGUGAGUGUGUGUGUGUGUGUGUGUGUGUGUGUUGGACUCGCUCUGCUUGUUUUAGUGAAGCCAGAGUCCCUUGGUUACCUGGAUCCAGUCCAGCUCAGCUCUCAGUGUGUGUUUACAGGAGUUAAUCAUUAAAGCUGCAGCAAUAUAUGGGAAGAUGAAACCUAAACAAGGAGAGGGAUGCAUGCCAGGGAAUAAUGUUGACUCAGGAGUCUGUAAUCGAGAUAGUGUUAAAGAUAAAUACUGACGUUCAUGUGAGAAGUUAUUGUCAAGGAUAAAAAUUAAGUUUCGUCCAGGUGGAAACAGAAAGUCAAAGCCGUGAAUACCUCCUCAGGGUGUGAUUGAGGAGAAAUGAAAAGAGAUGUUUCCUCUAAUCGUGUAAUUUUUCUUUGCAGAUGAAGGAGACGUUUGCGAGAAGCAGCGUUUCUUGUCUGACGGGUUCUGACCUGCAGAGCAUCACGGCUGUCCGAGGAGAUCCGUGCUGGCAGGUCACCCAGCAGCUCCACCUGCUCAUAGAAAAGGUAUCAAGCAACCCCAAACACUGACCUCCAUAACCACAACAUUGAGGCUGUAUCCAACAUUACAUCACCGUCACACAGCUCAAAACGACCUCCUCCUAUCAGGAUUUGUCCAUCAGUAUUAAUGACUCAUUGAUUAUUUGGCCAGCUGCUCAGAUUUUUGGCGUUCACAACACGAUUUUCUUCUCCCCGGCCUGCUGUGGAUCAAAAACUCCCCACCCACUGCAGUUUGGAGACAUUACUAAUCCCUCACACUUCAUCUGCAAAAGGCCAAACGAAGCUUUCUUCAUAUUCAAGGGUCUCUUGUUAUCAGAUCUUUUACAGUGGGGAGUUUUACAGUAAGUUCAGAGUCAGUUUCCCUCCCUGGAUGACAGUUCUAUUCAAGAUACUCAAAGCUGUUUAGGAGAUCAUUCACAAAUCAAAUAGUUCAUGUGGAGGUGCAGCGAACAAAUCUGCCUCAUGCUAUUACAAAAGACGGGGUUUAAAAUUUCUGAUUUUCUUGAACGCAUCAGAAAUGAUCGACUCUUACACUGUAAAGUUGUUUUCUUCUCUUCUUGAGGGAAGACCUGACAAAGUCUGACUUUUACCUUUUACAAAAGUUCCACCAUGAUGUUAUUUCAGGAGUUUAAGACGCGUUUAGUACAAAAAAAUAAAAUAAAAACAGUUUUUUGGGGGGGUUUAUGCUGUGUAAUGACUUGCUGGGUUGUCGUAUUAACUUUUUAGGGUGCAGUGUGAGUACAAAGACAAAUUUUGUGAUUUUUUAAGUUAUAGUUUUUGGCUUUGUCACAUAGGACAACUGAAGAAAGACAGAGCAUAUAUGGGGAGUAGAGAGCAGUGGGAGAUAUGCAGCUAGUUGUGGCUUGGAGUUGAACCAACAACCUCUGCAAUAUGUACUACGGCUCCUCUAUGUGGGGCUCUUGAGCCACAAAGCCUCGAAAUAAAGGGUUAAUCUGUAAUCUUGUCCUGAAGCUGUGAAAGUCUUUAGAUUUUGGAUUUUAAAGGUGUCAUUUUAGGGUCAGUCAUCAAUUUCAGGUUAAUUAAAAAUGACUCAGAACUUACAGGUAACAACAGUGGUAUCAUAACUGUGACAAGACAACACCCAAACUUUUUCAUUUCCAACCAACUGACCUCAAAAAACGCUUUCAAAAUGAAAUUGUUGUAUUAGUAAAAAACUUCCGGGUCUCGAAUUAAAUAAAAGUAAAAGAUAUCAGAGAUUAUGAAGGACAUGAAGUAUUCAUAAAGACGUUACUGUGAGGAAAUCUCACAGUCAUUAUUGGUAUUAUCAUCAUGAGGAGAUUCCUGAGCUCUGAACAUGAGCAGUCUGCAGAAAAAUACUGAAAUGAUCCUCAUCAGUGUCUGCAGACGCACAAUGAGCUCCUUCAUAGCUGGAGAUGAGAUGUGAUCCGGAGGUUUAAUCAGAGCAGGAAUGUGUUCACCUGCUCGGCUCUCAGAUUCACACACACACUUAGAGGAAAGUUUUCCUCCUCUACUCGGAGUUUCCUUGUUGCUUUAGGUCCUCCCCCUCCUCUCCAACUCGGCCGCUCUCUCUAACAACACAGGCCGGUAUUUUCUGACUCAGCUGUGUGAUUAAAUUUAGUUCAGAACACAAACAUGAAGCUGGCAGAGUUUGACCCACAACAUGGUUCUGUUUUCUUGACCCGGCGCGCAGGAUGCUGCUCAGUUUACGGUCUCAUGGAGCUCACGUUGGCUUUAGUCAUGAUUGUUCUUCUUUUAUUAGGAGCAUGACGGCUCUGUUUCGGCUACAACGAUCCAAUUUUGUGGACGUAUCAUAUCCAACAAGAGAGGCAUAUCAUCCAAUCGCUGUCUUCUGUAUGGGAAAAAGAUGUGACUAUAUUAUUUCUCUGCUUUUGUGGUCUUAAUUGACAGAUGGGAGGCAGUGGGUAAAGUAGAAAAUAGGGGAGAGAGCGGGUAAUGACAUGCAGGAAAGACGCCACAGGGGGGAAUUGAACCCCGGCCGCUUGAACACAUUGGGUGGGCGUAAACCUAUCCGUGCCCCAGAGUGCAUUACUCUCUAAUUUACCAGCCUUUCCUUUUGAAAUAUGCUCAGUUCUUCAUUCAGUUUGACAUAUUUGCUGCUAAAAGUUUGAUUGUUUGCAAAUGCAGCAACAUCAGGGCCAAGCUAACAGUGGUGCUACAUCAAAAACUGUGAAUCACUGUCAGUCCCACCAUCUGGAAACACUGAAUGUUUUUGUGAAAAUUGAUGACAGUGUGGGGUAAUUUAGACAUAACUCAGUCUGGACUGAAGUUUCGGACUGUUGAGUUGAGUUCUGCUUCAGUUUCAGGUCACAGGAAUCAUCUCAAGAGACAUUUUUUAACAUAAUUCUGCAUCUUAAUCCAUUUUUCACAGUCUAAUUUCAGCUUUGUUGUUGUUAAAGCCGUGAAUUGUUUUCAAAGAUAACUCAUUUAACUCUCUUUCCUCCUCUUACAAAUUAGAUUUAUUCAAGUAUCGACUGCUGUGGGAAAACAUCCCUUUCCACUUAUGCUGUUUUCGUUGCUCACUGAUGCUCGAAGAAUGUCCGUUUUUCAUAUUUUUUCAAUUUAUUAUAACUUUCAGUCAUGAAUCUACUCCAGCGUUGAAAAUUGUUUUCAUCAGUUUGGCAGCUUUUGCAUCUUCUGGGGUCGAGAUAUUGAGCAAAGGAGCGUAAAACAAGAGGAAGGGAGAGGAGAGGAAAGGGUUUGAUUACCAGGAAAAAGAUCUAUUACCAACCUGAACAUGAAGGCGACGACACUUCCUGAUCCUGCAGUCACAGGACCUCAGGGUCAAAGUCUGGCCUUAGGAACCAGCUGAAGGCUCUUCUGUGAAGAAAGUGUUUAUUUGUUGUUCAGUCGGUUUAUUAGAUCAUCAUGAUUUCAGUUAUUCUUUUAUUGGGAGUGGAUUUUGUUGUUGUCUCAUGGGUCCCGUUUCUCUCUGAAAACAUCAUCCUGACUUGAACCCACUUCAUGAAGAUAUUAUAUAAUGAGUAUCACUGCUGAUAGGUUACAAAAUACACUGUAAAUACUUCUUAAAGCUCCUGUGGGGGAUUUUCAUUCAGAAUAAUGUUUCUCACUGUGAUUGUAAAUGCUACAGCCUGUCUCUCCUAAAGCUCAUUCUGUCCCUUGGCUUUUCAGUCACACACAGACAAAAAUACCUGCCUCCUCCUCCUGCUCUCCUCUCUCCUCUUGUGGCUGCUUGAUAGUCUGCAAUGCUACACCCAUGUUCUGCUGUUCAGGAAUAGAGAGGGAGAGUGGUCUUCAAUAAACAUAUACCCACUGAGCCUUGGACGUCUGUUAGACAUCUCAUCUUAGUUAAGACAGAAAUUGGCCCAUUUAUAAUCGGUCCAUAGUUUAGCCAGAAUCUAGAUGAUAGAAUUUAAUCCAUCAAUUAUUAAAUAUUAAAUAAAAAUCAACUGUGAGUUGUAUAAAUGAUGGCCAAAAGUUGCAUUAGAACCUUUUUAACAGUAAUUGAUCGAUGUACCAUGUAGUUUAGUCUAUUAGUCGGCUAAAAAAAACAUUCAUUUUUAGACUGAUUUAACUCAGAUGUCUAAGGACCAUUAGACGUCUAUUAAAUGUCUUUUAGAUUGAAAAAUGCUCGGUGGGUAAAACACAGUUGAGCAACAGCAGACACAUUAUUAGAGUUCUUGACCGUUUGGAGCCAUUAUUUGUUUCUGAAACUAAAAUCCAGUUUAUUGCCCAACAUGAUCCUCUUUAAAUGUUUCCCACAGCAAAGGAACAAACCCAAAGUUACUCACAGUCGUUUGAAUAAACAUUUUUUUGUCUCUCCUGCAGUCGCUGUCUCAGCGUUACCAGAGGCAGAUUUCAUCAGCAGUAAGAGGUAAGAGACCACAUACAGAAUUCCUCAUACUUUUUCUUUAGCAUAAAUUAAGUAAAUAAGAUUUAUACAACUUUAAUUCCAAAGUCAGACUACAUGUGAUAAGCAGGAUUACGGCCCAAUCCAGGACUGUAAACUCCAUCUAUCAGCUCCACGCUGUACCAAACCGAGCUGCUCGGCUUUGACCCCAAACAAAGAAACAUGAAACCGUAGCUGCUGUUUUUGCUAAUUUACAGUUCCUCUUGGUUUGUUUUAGAAAAGACUUCCAUGUUUUUUCUGAUAAAUCUCUUUGGCGGCCGACUAAAGGGGACAGAGUUUGAAUUCAGGGCGCCGAGGGUCUGAAACAAUCUGCUCGAGGAAAGCAGGGCAGCAGAGUCAGUGAUCUCCUCUAAAUCCUCCAUAAAACAAACUUUGAGCUUAAGAGGUUUUUCUCCUCAGUGGAUUUUUUCCAACUGUAUAUUACUUUUGUCUUUUGUGUCUCUGAACUCCGCAUCAGUAUCUGUUUCCUUUUAAACCCUGAUAAUUUUAGGAUUUGUCUCUUUUGUUUUGCUCUCUUUGAAGGACACUUUACGAUAUAAAACUGAAGUGCUCCAUAAAUAAAGAAAAUGAUUUCAACCACAAGAUUUUAGGAGUGGGGUGCAGAUGCAGGAUGUUAACGUUUUGGUUGUGUCUUUUUUCUUUUUUAUGUAAGAUGAAGUGUCGCGUGUGCUGCCCUCAAUUGUGAUGGUUGACAAGGCUUCACCUCGCCCAAAAGUCGCCGCCCAUGUCACCGGCAGCUUCGUGCCCAAACUGGGGCAAGACGGAGGAGGUGAGUCCUGAAAUGAAUUACUUUCACAACCUCUGAGUCAAACAUCUGAAACACAAAGAUUAAUUUUAACUAUUUCUUAAGAACUAAACAGUGCAACUGAAACUGAGAGACAAACAGUUCAGCAGAGGAAUCUCUUAACUUUGGGGCUCCGCAAUGGCAGAAUGGAGAAAUCAUUGGGCUCCAUGCACAGAGGUCCAUGUCCUCGCAGGCUUGGCCCUUUUCCUGAUAAUUCUCCUCUCUUUUCUUUGGGUUUCCCCCCUUUCUACAGUCUGUCUCUAAAGAGGCAUAAAAACUCUAAAUUAAGAGUAUUAGUUUUGGCAAACGCGGCUUGUUUUUGUUUUGGUACCUUCGUCAGUUUUUAAUGAACAUGUCCUUGUUUCAAUCUUUCAUUAGGUCUUACUGUACGGAACAUUCAUCCUUUUAUUCGUUCUGUCUCGGUGGAAAUACUCACCUCCCAUGUUGUUGUUUAUUUUGAAUCUAAUUGUGCGUCUGUUGUUGUGUUUGGCUCAGCUUCGGUCUUCGCUGGGCGUCGGGUCCAGGGCCAGAAGAUUUCGUGGUGGGAGGGCCAGAAGGGGCUGGCCUUCCUGCAGGAUGUCCAGCUGGUGGAUGGGGAGCUGGUGGUGCCACAGCCGGGCCUCUACUACGUCUACGCUCAGACCUACUUUAGACACACCCACUCCCUGGAGGAGGAGGGUGAGGACGGUGAGGAGGCGGAGGACAGAGGGAAACCUCUGCUGCAGUACGUCUACAAAAAGGUAAAGAUGGCAGCAGAGUUGACAAAUCUCUUUGUCCUUUCUCAGGGUCUCAUGUUGUGGUUUUUUCUUGUUUCAUACUGUUUUAUGGUGCUUUAUGUGAGGGUUGGAUUUGUUUUAUUGCACUCACCUCUACUGUGGCAUCCCUGGAGGACCUCUCAUCACGAUGAAAUCCAAAACAAACAUCCCUAAUGGGAAAAUAGAAAGCAGAAAAUGUAUUGAUCAAUUUGCUUCUUUGAUUCACAAUUAUUCCCUAAAUGUCACCUUUAUAGACAUCAACUCUACAUCACUAAGUUUACAUCUACAGUAAUGAUGUUAAAGGAGCAGCACAUUGUGUGGUGUAGAUAUAGUUACACAGAACAAGAAAACAAAUUUGUAUUGAAGUGUGUAAUAGAGAGACAACCAGGGAACAUGUGGAGACAAUAAGAGGACGUGCUCAAACCCGGCCCAAAUGAAAAGAGGACAUGUUUAAAUGGUUUUCUUCUCGCUAAUAGCUUACAUCUACAGAUCUAAAAUAUUGUUUUCCAGUUAUGUGUUUUGGGUGUUUGAGAGGCUGUUAAUUAGUUUGGACAUCAUGUUUCUGUUCAAGAUCCAGAUCCUGAGUUUUGGAUCGUCACAGAUGGGUCACAGAUGUUUGCUUUCAAAGACUUAUAGAGAGAUACCCUCAUGUUUAUUCUGUCUCUCAAAGGCAAACUGAAGGCGCGGGUAGCUAUUUGGAUUUUGAUGUCUAAUAACGCUGUUUUCAUCUAGCAGUGUUGGGUCUUCAGCCUGACCCUCGAUCAGUAACCCCACCUGCAUGAUUUCAGUCAAAGACGGACGCCUCCUGAGUAACUUCACACUAAAUAUCUCUGCAGUUGCAAAAGAAAGUUGUGUUUACGAAACAAAAACUGGUGCUUAUUUUCUAAAUUAUGGUCUUCAUAACACACGGACAAUCAUUACUUCAUCUGAGCUGUGGUUCUUAUUAAAAUGAACAAUAUGAAACAUUUGUAUUGUGAAUAUUGGACUUUCACAGCCAAUAAAACAGAGAACAUUUGGCUACAGACCCUUUUUUUUGUAAAAUGAAAAAUCCCAACCAUCCCUGUAGUUUUUCAGUUUCAUAUUUUCGGUUUUAUGUGGUCCAAAUCGGUGUAAAUUUGUUGCUGUGAGUGAGAACAUGAAACUCUGACAUUGUAAACGUCCAAACAUUUCACACCUGAGCGCUGUAACACUCACCUCUUCUCCUUCUUCCUCUAGGUGAGCUCCUACCCAGUCCCCAUCCUGCUGAUGAAGACGAGCCGAACCUCCUGCUGGUCCCGGGGCUCCCAGUUCUCUCUGCAUUCCGCCCACCAGGGGGGGUUGUUCCCGCUGAGCACCGGCGACCGCCUGUUCGUCACUGUGACCAACGCCUCUGCUGUGGACAUGGACGAGAAAAGCAGCUUCUUUGGGGCGUUUCUCAUCAGUUAGAUGAUCGUAGAUUCUGCCAUUGGAUCAUCGAACCUUUCACCUUUCUAUUUUCAUGACAGAUGAUCUGUUCGGUGAAAUAUCGAGACUCCUCCUGAGGAUGAACCCAAAAUAAUGAAAACUGUGUCUCAAUUGGAAGACGGACUUUCUUGUCUUUGGGAUUGCAGAAUGAAAAACACUGGUCUCAUAGGUGGAGUCGAGCUCAUUCUGUCUGUUUUCAGGGGAUCAAAGUUGGCAGAGACGAACAAAAGAGAUCUGGGUUUUGUCAUGCAAACGUUUGUAUCAGACAAUUUCAGACAUUCAAGAGUUAAAAUUGAAGAAAAAUUUCCAAACUUCACUUUAAACAUAAGAAAACUUUGGUUUGGACCCUGUUUAAUUUGGCCACUGUAAAGGUUCGCCAACCUUGAGGCAAUGUUUGGUCGUUACAAGCUCAGACUGUGAAUAAGGAGAGGAUGUUAUUUUUGUGGGUCUGACGUUUAAUAUUUUACUCUUCUAAAUCUUUAGAGCCAGAUGUGACCAUAUUUGGAAAAGAGGGAGGGGCUAAUACAGAGGGGGUGUUUGCAAAAAUGUUGUAGUUAGCAAAACGUGUUGACUUACGAUGAUUAGUGGCAAGUGUGACAACUGGAAUAUAAGAAAAAAAACGUUUCAUACUUCACGUCUCGUUUCCAAUCAAGUUUGCUCAUUGUUUCAGAAAAUUAGAAACAGGGGAAAAAAAACUUAAGGAGAAGUCGUGUCCUCCUCUUAGAGAAAUCUGUAGUCUUUAUUCGACCAGUGGAGUCGCCUCCUGCUGGCCUUUUAUAUAACUUCAGUUUCAGACCAAAGUAACUUCCACUCCUUAAACCCAGUCUGCAGGAUGAACAACCUUCAAAAAACUGAAUGAAUUCAAUUUUACUUCAGCCUGUCAGAAAUUGUUUGAAUGAAACUCUUGGUGGUUAUCAGAAUUGUUUUGAUCUGUGUUUGUACAAAGGUGUAGAUUUUUCCGAUGUUCCUAUUUUUGCUUUUUAACGAGCCAGCACAUUUUUGGUGUUGAACUUUUUAAUGAACCUUCCGCUCUUCAAUUUUCACGGUUAGACGUCUGAUCACAAAGGAUGAGCCUGGUUUUUCUGAACCUAAAAAGUAAAGUUGCUGCUUUAGUCGUAACUACACCUCUGUCUUUUUGAAUUUUGUUGUAAAUUUGAAGCUUAUCGAGCUCUGUGCUGUGUUUGUGUUGGCUGCAGCACCACAGCCUCUCCUUCAGCUGUCUUCUUUCCAGAGCGUCCAUCAUAAGUGUUUUCCAAAUGGUGCAUUAAACUCUCCCACAGGGCUGCAGCCUUGGGCAUUCAUGUCAUGUUGGAUUAACUGCAGAUUUGACGUUCCAAACAUCCAGAAUAAACCAUCAGGCAUGUCAGAGCCCAACACAGGAAAUGUGGGACUCUCUUUAUCAAAUCAGGAACACAAGCGCUCAAUUAUCUCAAAGAUUUAAGCAGAAGUGAAUGAUUAAGGUUGAAGGUUAUUUCUUCAAUUUGGAAAAAGUUUAGGAAAAAACUUUAAAGGCUGAUGGCAUUGAAAUUGAAGACAUCUUUCAUGGUGUGUUCUAAUUAAGGAAAAGAAGGCCAUGAUGUAAUUAAACAACACAAAGAGAAAUCUCACAUCAUGGGUCAGCUAUUUUAACAAAAUGUUCCUUAACACAAUUAAAUUCACCAAGAAAAAGCUGUUUUUCAGAAUCCCUUUUUCCAUGACGUGACACACCGUGGCGCUUUACCCAUGACGGCGCCAACGGUCGGAUUUUUGUAGAUAUUUGAACACUUUGUUUUCUUUUAGUGAAUUUUCACCGUUUUUCAGCUGAAUGUGGAUUUGUUUGUUUAAGUUUUGAGGUGAUUUCUGUAGGAGAAAUACUCCCUGACCAAAGACGUCAAAGACUUUAAAGGCCUUAUUUGUCCUUCUUGACAUGAAAGUGACAGAGCUUUGCUGUUGUUGGAAAGUUGUGAGGUGGAUGUUCAUGGUAACAAUCACAGUACCUUUGUCUGGUCUCCUUUGGAAGAAGAGAAAAUAUCCAGCUGCAGUCAAAUAUCUAAAAAGGCAUAAAAAAGUAAACAUAAAAGUAAAUUUGUAUUGUUUGAUAGAUGAAAACUGACUGUGAAUGUAAAUAAUCAGGUGGUUUUGUCUGUAAAUAUGUGAAAUAAAGACAGUUCAUAACCCGA
This is a messenger RNA of Xyrichtys novacula (pearly razorfish), 23015 nucleotides long. The record is from the annotation of a GenBank genome assembly. NCBI's taxonomy places the organism in Eukaryota, Metazoa, Chordata, Actinopteri, Labriformes, Labridae.